AUGGACAACGGCAGAAGUGUCAGUACGACCGAGACAGAUAGGUAUUCUUAUGCCCUUGCAGAUCGUGCGGAGGCAGGGAAGGUGUCGGAUCCCGAAGUUGCUAAACCACAGCUGGAUCCGGAGCAGGGACAAGGGGCAUUGGUAGAUGCUGUAUGGGGCACGAUAGAGGGUGAUGGGCCAAACUAUAGAUCGUUAUCUUGGAUCAAAGCGACUGUCCUACAGCUGAAAACCCAAGUCGGGCUGGGUAUCUUAGGGCUGCCAACGGCCUUCAACAUAUUAGGAUUGGUACCAGGAAUAAUAGUCAUCGUGGCCAUAGCAUUGAUAGUUGGAUGGUCCGAUUAUGUUGUCGGCACUUUCAAGCUCAACCAUCCCGAGGUCUAUACCGUAGCAGAUGUCGGCUACAUGUUGUUCGGGUUCUGGGGAAGGGAGAUUUUAGGAUUUGCGUUCUGGCUUCAAAUAGUCGCUGUCACUGGAGCCAGUUUCCUAUCCAUGUCUGUCGCAUUCAACACCAUCACCGAGCACGCCACCUGUACUGUGGUUUGGGCAAUCGUCGCUAUGGUCAUCAUCGGUGCUCUUGCUUCCAUCCAGACUCUCUCUCGUAUCUCCUGGCUCGGAUGGUUGGGUCUAGCCAGUAUCAUGUCUUCUGUCAUUACACUCAUGAUCUCACUGGGUGUAUCCGACAAACCCAGUCUAGCACCUGCAGGUGAUGAUUGGUCGAUCGACACGAAGAUAGCGGCAAACCCUUCUUUCAUCGAUGCGAUCAAUGCUGUCUGCAUCAUCAUCUUCUCUUAUGCUGGUACACCGAACUAUUUUAGCAUUGUAGGAGAAAUGAGGGAACCGAAAGAUUUCACAAAGAGUGUCAUCGUGGGUCAGACAUUGAUGACGACCGUGUAUCUCAUCGUCGCUGCUGUUGUAUACCAUUAUGCUGGACAGUACAUCGCUUCACCUGCUCUCGGAACAGCUGGUCAUAAUAUCAAGAAGGUCUGUUAUGGUCUUGCGUUACCUGGUCUAGCUGCUGGGGGGUUGAUUUUGGUCCAUACCGCUGCCAAAUAUGUCUUUGUCCGUAUCCUACGGAAAUCUGCUCAUCUAUCUAAGAAUACACCCACCCAUUAUGCUGUGUGGUAUGGAUGUAUAUCUAUCACUUCUAUCCUUGCGUUUGUCAUUGCCGAAGCUAUCCCAUUCUUCAACGAUCUCAUCAGUCUGAUCGGAGCGUUGUUAGGUACACUCAUCUGCAUACAAACAGAGACCUACAUGUGGGUGUGGGAUCACUGGCGAGCACCCAAUCGAGGAUCAAAGAAGUGGUACACCAUGAUGGCUAUGAACGUAAUCUUCCAUUUUAUCGGUUGGUUCAUCUUGGUCUCUGGUACAUACGCUGCUGUGGUGACUAUACACAAGGAUUUCCAGGAUGGAACAUUGUCACAACCGUUCAGUUGUGCGGAUAAUAGUGGAUCCUCGUAA
Molecule: messenger RNA, 1458 nt
Organism: Kwoniella botswanensis
Lineage: Eukaryota; Fungi; Basidiomycota; Tremellomycetes; Tremellales; Cryptococcaceae
Exons: 12
Coding region: 1-1458 (485 amino acids)
Biological process (GO): amino acid transmembrane transport
Molecular function (GO): L-amino acid transmembrane transporter activity
Source: RefSeq, a predicted model, not a curated record